UAGUACUCUAAAUUACUCGGAUUUUGUUGUCUUCAAAGAUUUGAAGAACCUCAACUUGUCAGAAAAUGGAAUAUCCGGUUGUGCAGGAACUGAAGCGCGGCUCCAAAAUCUGGAAGUCCUUGACUUGAGCCGCAACGAUUUGGAUAAUGCUGCCAUUCUAUCUUGUUUGGAUGGCCUUUCAUCUCUUAAGUCUCUGUAUUUAGGAAUUAAUAUCUUCAAUACAUCUUCAUUUCACGCUUUUGAAACUCUGUCAUCAAAGUUGCGUUAUCUGGAGCUCCUUGACAUAAGUGUCAACUCUUUGACAAAUGACAUCCUGCCAUCCCUUGGGGGAUUCACAUCUUUAAAGGAACUAUAUCUGUCUGAUAUGGAUUUGGUCUCAGAUCUUCAUAUUCAAGGUUUAUGUUUAUCAUUAAAGAAUCUUGAGAUCCUUGAUUUGUCCGCUAAUGAUAUUACUUCUGUUCCCAGUGGACUUUCAUCCCUCAAAUCUUUAUAUUUAUCAAAUUGUCAAUUGACUUCAAAAUCAAUUUUUAGUACGUCAAAUACAUUUCAUAUUAGAAAUUUUCAUUAUUUGUUUCGGUUGAAAAAUAUAUUUAACUGCUAUAGUUAUGUAUAUUUAGAUAUAUCAAGAUUUACUUCAUUGGAAAUUCUCGACUUAUCUUCUAACCAGUUGAAUGAGCGUAUCCCGUGGCAUCAAGAUUUUCAUCGUUUAAGUAACCUAGAACAUUUGAUAUUGGAUGACAAUAGAAACCUGGAAAAUGAGUUUUUAAAAAAUAUCGGGGAAUUGACAUCUUUAAAAGUUUUGUCUCUUCAAUAUUGUGAUAUAAAUGGCACCCUUCCUCCUACAGAUUGGUUUAAGCUAAAGAAGUUGGAGGAGUUAGAUCUAUCCAACAACAAAUUUGAGGGACCACUUCCCUCAUCUUUUGUUAACAUGACAUCUCUCCGAAAGUUGGAAAUUUCUUAUAAUCACUUCAUUGGAAAUUUUGAUUCUAACCUUGCAAGCCUUACAUCACUUGAAUAUUUUGGUUUCAUAGGGAACCAAUUUGAAGUUCCUGUGUCUUUCACUCCAUUUGCCAAUCUUUCAAAGAUCAAGUUCAUCUAUGGUGAAGGAAACAAAGUCGUAUUGGACUCGCAACAUAGUUUGCAAACAUGGAUUCCAAAAUUUAAGUUACAAGAGCUUAUUGUGUCUUCGACAACUGAGACUAAAUCUCUUCCUCUCCCAAAUUUUCUUCUUUACCAAAACAAUUUAACCAAUAUAGAUUUGAGUGGUUGGAAGUUGGAAGGAGACUUUCCUCAUUGGUUGUUGGAAAACAACACAAAAAUGGUUGAAGCUCUGUUUAGGAAUUGCUCUUUCACUGGUACUUUCCAGCUACCAAUGAGUCCCCUUCCUAACAUACAAACAAUUGACGUGUCUGACAAUACCAUAAAUGGUCAAAUUCCUAGCAACAAUUUCAAUUCAAUUUAUCCAAAUUUGCAACAUCUAAACUUGUCUGGGAACAACAUCCAAGGAUCAAUUCCUAGUGAGUUAAGCCAAUUGAGUUUAAUGUAUUCAUUGGAUCUUUCUGAGAACCAAUUGUCUGGAAAAAUACCUGAGAACAUAUUAGCAGAUGGUCACCCACUCCAAUUCUUGAAACUUUCAAACAACAUGCUUGAGGGACCUAUUUUGAAUAUCCCUAAUGGUUUGGAGACCUUGAUAUUGAGCCAUAAUAGAUUUACUGGUAGACUCCCAAGCAACAUUUUUAACUCAUCACUCGUUUCAUUGGAUGUAAGCAAUAAUCAUUUGGUGGGAAAGAUUCCAAGUCGUAUAAAAAACUCAUCAAGGCUGAAGGAACUUUAUAUGUCCAAUAACCAUUUUGAAGGAUCGAUUCCAAUAGAAUUGGCAGAACAUGAAGAUCUAACUUAUUUAGAUCUUUCCCAAAAUAAUUUGACUGGUCAUGUUCCAUCAUUUGCAAAUUCUCCCGUGAAAUUUAUGCAUUUGAACAACAACCAUUUAAGUGGAUUGUCGAAAAGAAUGUUCAAUGAAAACUCUUCUCUAGUGAUGCUAGACCUUAGCUACAAUGAAAUAUCUAACAACAUUCAAGAUAUGAUACAGGACCUUAGUUAUACAAGGUUGAAUUUUCUCCUUUUGAAAGGUAAUCACUUUAUUGGGGAUAUACCAAAGCAGUUAUGCCGAUUGACAGAUUUAAGCAUACUAGACCUUUCUCAUAACAAUUUUUCUGGUGUAAUACCCAAUUGCUUGGGUAAAAUGCCUUUUGAGGUUGAGGACUUUGACUUAUUGUUGGGAUAUUUUUCUGGUUGGUUAGGUAAUAGACAUUAUUGGUCCUAUAGUACAAAUGGGACCCUACAUUUACCAAAUGUUCAAGAGAAAACCAAUUUCACUUCAAAGAAAAGAACAGAUACUUACAUGGGGAGCAUCCUUGUUUAUAUGUCAGGAAUUGACUUAUCCCACAACAAACUGAAGGGAAAUAUCCCAUCUGAGCUUGGAAACUUGACAAAAAUUCGUACAUUGAACUUAUCCCACAAUGAUUUAACUGGGCAAAUUCCAGCUACGUUCUCCCAUUUGGUACAAACAGAGAGUUUGGAUCUUUCUUUUAACAUGUUGAACGGUCAAGUUCCUCCUCAACUGACCAUGUUAACCUCACUUGAAGUAUUUAGUGUGGCACACAAUAACUUAUCAGGUCCAACACCUGAAUUUAAAGAACAAUUUUCCACAUUUGAUGAAAGCAGCUAUGAGGGUAACCCAUUCCUUUGUGGACUUCCACUGCCAAAGAGUUGCAACCCUCCACCUACUGUUAUCCCAAAUGACUCUAACACUGAUGGACACUAUGAUACUUUGGUGGACAUGUAUUUUUUUUGUGUGAGCUUUGUCGUGUCAUACACAUCAGCAUUGUUGGUAACUGCAGCAGCUUUAUACAUCAAUCCUUACUGGAGACAUGCAUGGUUUUACUACAUGGAAUUGGCAAGCAUGAAUUGCUACUACUUUAUCGUGGAUAAUUGUAGCAAGGUUUUUAAAAUUUGAAAUGUGUAAUAUAUUAAGUUGUAUAUCUAGAAUGAGUUGCAUGUUUGUUUGCUCUAAGUUUGAUACAAUAUAAUAAAGGUCACAUAUAUGCCGUAUGAAAGUAAUAUGAAUUGUAGGGCAUUGAACAUGUUCAUCAAUGUUUUUAUAUCACACUAGAAAGGCCUUCUUUAGCAAUUAGUAGAGUUUUUCCUCUUGUUCAUUGACUUGAAAUCCUUUCACGUAAUCUACAGAAAUCUGCUUAUUUGGGA
Messenger RNA from Glycine soja, 3264 nucleotides. Its product is annotated as receptor-like protein 13. Gene Ontology annotation, molecular function: protein binding. The transcript has 6 exons. The record is from RefSeq and is a predicted model, not a curated record. The coding region runs from base 365 to 3016 and encodes 883 amino acids. NCBI's taxonomy places the organism in Eukaryota, Viridiplantae, Streptophyta, Magnoliopsida, Fabales, Fabaceae.